Molecule: messenger RNA, 1613 nt
Organism: Phalaenopsis equestris
Lineage: Eukaryota; Viridiplantae; Streptophyta; Magnoliopsida; Asparagales; Orchidaceae
Product: probable transcription factor GLK1
Exons: 7
Coding region: 190-1320 (376 amino acids)
Biological process (GO): positive regulation of DNA-templated transcription
Cellular component (GO): nucleus
Molecular function (GO): DNA-binding transcription factor activity; transcription cis-regulatory region binding
Source: RefSeq, a predicted model, not a curated record
UCUUGGCUAAGUUGUGGUUAGGAUCCAAUCUCAUCAGAGCUCCAUGGUUUCCUCGGAGAAGAAGGAGAAGAGAAUCUCGAAAGCACAGACCUUUAUUCACAUGCAUCACAACACACGUCGAAUCCCAUAAACCAUACAACCCAUCUCAAACCCGACCUCACUACACAUACUGCAAUACUACGGUGAUCCAUGCUCGCGCUCCCACCCUUAAUAAACUCUAAAGCUGAAGAGAAAGAAGGCUUCUCCGACGCCAUUCCCGGCGAUGACAUCCUCGACAGUAUCAAUUUCAGCUGCAUCUUCGAAAACUUCGACGUCGAUGGAGAUCUCUUUCCUACAGAGCUCCAGUUCUCUGAACCUCAACACAUCCUUCCCGAGUUCUCCGCAGAAGGAGAAGAGCAAGAGAAUAGUAGUCAGUCGCAGAAGAGGGAGGAAAAGAAAGAUGAAUUAAGUGCGACGGGGAAGACUGUGAAACGAUCACAUGGGAAGAAGAAAGUGAAGGUGGAUUGGACGCCGGAGUUGCACCGGAGAUUUGUGGAGGCGGUGGAGCAGCUGGGAGUGGACAAGGCCGUGCCUUCGAGGAUAUUGGUGAUUAUGGGAAUUCAGAACCUAACAAGGCACAACGUGGCUAGCCAUCUACAAAAAUAUCGAUCUCACCGCAAGCAUUUGGUUGCUCGAGAGGCAGAGGCGGCAAGCUGGACUCAGCGGCGGCAACUAUAUGCCUCCGCAGCUGGAAGACGCAACACCAGAAGCAUUAUAAUGAAGAAAGAAAAUAGUACAAGGAUUGCACCAACAAUAGGCUUCCCUCCUCCACCUCCUCCAUUUCACCCACAAUUCAGACCACUGCAUGUAUGGGGCCAUCCGACCACCGGCCGCCGGCCAAUGUUUCAGCAGGCAAUGUGGACUCUUGGACAUGCUGCAACUCCUCCAUGGCCUCCUCAUCUACCAAAUUAUAUUCCCUAUUUGCAGCCGAAUUAUAGACUUUUGCAGGGUGCAGCAGAAGGAUGGGGGACAAGUGCAGUCAUGUCCACACCUCUCACGCCUUUUCAAUUGCCUGCAAUUAGAUUUGCACCUCCACCAGUAGCAGGAGUUCUUGCUCAUCCUACCUAUGGAUCUCAGCACUUGGUUUCUCCUUUGAAGCAGCAUUCGAAUUUGCAGCCGGAGCACAGUGAUUACCCAUCUAAGGAGAGCGUAGAUGCAGCUAUAGGCGAUGUUUUAGCAAAGCCAUGGUUGCCGCUGCCACUUGGGUUGAAGCCUCCCUCCACUGACAGCGUGCUCCUCGAACUGCAAAGACAACUAGGCUGCAAUCCUGAUGGAAACUAAUAUAGCCUUAAUUUGGAUCUCUUUUCUUCAGGAAAAUGGUAAGCAGAAAUCCGUCGACCUUUCCUGUAUAGAUAUUAUAUUUACGUUUUUGCUUUUUUUUUUUAAUUGGGGCAAUUACAAACAGACACCCUUGGAAACAUUGAUAUUUACAAAUUAAUCACCUGGAAGGUUUCUUUGAACUAAGAAUUGAUGUACUUACAUGUGGCACGAUCAAACUAUUGUGAACUUGAGAAAAAUGAUAAAUAUGAGUUGCGGUGUAAUCAUGAAUUUUGAUAUUUGAGUGAGAAUUUGAA